UUGACGUCAUCGCUGAGGAGGGGCUCCUCGUGCGGCUGGUCGCUGUUUGUGGUGCUGAAAAAACAACGUCUGUACUGUCAGUGUGUGUGUUGCACAUUUUAGCCAUCUUUAUUUCCCCCUCUCCGCCUUCUUCUUCUUCCUCCUCCAGAAGAACCAUGCCUCUGUAGUGCCGGUUUCUCCCCCAGCAGAGCUCACCUGAGUCGGCCUCCAUCAUGCAGGUUUAGCGGUCGGAUCUCUGGAUCUUCUUCAGGAAUGGAUUCACUUUCCUCUCCCGUUCUCCUGCUCUCUUUUCUGGCUCUCAGCCUCUCUUCACCUGCCCUGGCUGACAGGAAAUUCGGCUGCCUGUUUGAAGACGAGCUGUGUUCUCCGUAUGAGUUCUGCGUCAAUGAUGAAGUGUUUGGACGCUGUCAGGAGUUGGCGGCUGCAGAUUUGUACACAUACGAUAUUUCUUCUUCUGCUCUGCAACGCCUCAGGAUCCUGCUUCAGAAACUGGCUCACAGAGGUCUGACAUGGCAGGACGACCUCACCCAGCAGGUGAUUUCUCGAGAGCUUUCCAAACUGAGAACGGUUCCUCUUCGCCAUCAGACCUCAGCUCAGAGUCCUCUGAACGCCUUCAGUGGGUCCAGAGACCUGAAGCUGAGCAGAAGCAUGAAGCAGUAUCUGAGCGGACUGGGUUUCCUGCCUGAGGGACAGACAGGAAGUCAACGAGCCAACGUUCAGAAUGAAGAUGUGAAGUCUGAAGGAGACCUGGAGCCCAGCCGCUCCAAACCGAAGCACAGCUGGAAGGAAACGACUGUCUUCAGCCACCAGAAAGAAGCCGGACAACCUCCAAUCACCAACGUUUUCACCCACACUGGGGAGGGAAAACACCCGAAGCUCAGUCCAUCUUACGCUAACCGGGACCAAGGGAGGAACAAACUGUUAGCGAGUCAUCUGGAGCGGCUGCUGUCUGCGGUACCGAGCACUCAGCAAGGGAACGAAAAGCUCCACUACAUCAACUACAUCCGUCCAGCUUCGAGCAACCAAGCAGAAUCUCAGGUGGCUUUUACCUCCAAAUCCCAAAGGCCGAAUCUAGACAGACUUCUGUUCAAAGCCAGCUCUAAUCCACCGGCUGCCAAAGAGCCUCUCAGCGCCGUCGACGAGCGAUUCAUCCAGAACAUGGUGAACCAGCUGGGGCGGCACAGUGUUCACUUUGAGUCUCUGAUGGGGAAAGAUCUGGACCAUUUGGCGGGGGUUAUAGCUGGAGCUCUGAACCAGGAGAAAGAGGGGCGUCCUGGUCCUGAAACUGGAUCAAAUGCUGGAUCAAAACCUGCUGAGUCCAGACCCAUGGUGGCACUGCUGAAAGAAAACCAGGACAGGAAACAAGAACAUCUAAAAAAGGAAGACACAGCGAGACCCAAAGAGCCAGGCCAACAGAGAGCCGGCGCAGACAAAGAGCCCGUUGACAAGCACGCAGCGUUCUUCUCCAAGCUGCUGGACUACCUCAACAUGGAGCCGUUCAACGACGCUCCUCAGGUUAACGUCGGAGCGCCGGCUUCCCUCCGGAAAACCGUCGGACAGGAAAACGUCCAGAGCCGAACGACGCUGGGUCAACUUCCUGCUGCUCUCCACCUGCAGGAGAAACCACAACAACAACAACAACAACAGCAGCAUGAGGAGGAACCACAGAAGAUGAAGGAGGUGAAGGUGAAGACUCAGCUGGUCCACGUGGCGGUGAAGGAGUUCUCCAGCAGAGGGAAGGACAGACACUUCGGAUACAUCAUCACCGGAUCAGACUCCCUCACCUCUUCCCAGGGUUCAGAGCUGAUGGAGCGCCUCACGGAGAAACUGAACCUCCACGUUUCAGACCUCACACAACUCUCAGUCCUGGGUCCAGCGUUGACGUUCAGAAUCGGCCCGAAUCCCAAAAACGUGACCACCGCAGAUCUGGUUCAAGAAGCCGGUAAGAGCA
Molecule: messenger RNA, 1951 nt
Organism: Gymnodraco acuticeps
Lineage: Eukaryota; Metazoa; Chordata; Actinopteri; Perciformes; Bathydraconidae
Product: receptor-type tyrosine-protein phosphatase N2-like
Exons: 11
Cellular component (GO): secretory granule
Source: RefSeq, a predicted model, not a curated record